UGAUAAAGGGGGUGAGGAGGACAGGGCGGCUCGGGAUGAGAUUGGGGACAAGCUGGGUGGGGGUUCUGGAGUGGCUGAAGGGGAUGUUGGGAGUGCGGAUUGGGGAUCUGAGACGGAGGAGGAUGGGGGUUCUCUUCAUUCUGUUGAUGACGGGGACGCCGCUUCGGAUACGGAUGAGACGGAUGAGACGGAUGAAGCGGAUAAGCCAGAUGAGGCGGAGGAGGUGGAUGAAAUGGAUGCCCUAGCUCCCUUGCCAAAACGCAAGGACAAAGGCAAGGCGCAGAAGAGGAAGAGGAAGACGGCUGAGAAGGGCGAAGUCAAAACGGAGGUGGUGUACAUGGACAGAACCGUCUACGUCGAUCGGCCGGUGGAGAAGGUGGUUGAAGUGGACAGAGUAGUAGAAGUGGAAAGAGUGGUGGAAGUGGAGAGAGUAGUAGAAGUGGACAGAGAGGUGGAAGUGGAUAAGACACCGCCAAAGAAACAGAAAGCACAACUAGGAAAAUGGGGGCGUGUAAAAAAGGCUGGCUUGAAAUUUGGUAAGUCUACACUACCCCAACCAUAGUCGAGCGAACAGCGAGUAACUGACCAUAACCUACAGCCAAGGAAGUGUUUGCAAGAUAAGCUUAGAAGCUAGUCGCCCUGAGCAAUGGA
Molecule: messenger RNA, 651 nt
Organism: Chaetomium fimeti
Lineage: Eukaryota; Fungi; Ascomycota; Sordariomycetes; Sordariales; Chaetomiaceae
Exons: 1
Coding region: 233-562 (109 amino acids)
Source: RefSeq, a predicted model, not a curated record